AAAGUAUUGUAAGUUAUUAAUAGUUGUGAGACGUAACAAACAAACAAGAAACUAAUUUUUUAAUUAAAACAGAAACUGCUCGAACUUAAAAAAUUCUGCUCUAUUAUAUUGCAAUUCAGUAUUACAACAAUAACAAAAAAAAUCAAAAUGAAGUGGUUAGUGAUUGGUAUAUCUGGACCAACGUGUAGCGGAAAGACUAGCUUAGCUAAAAAAUUACAUGAUAAUAUCCAAGAUUCAAUUUUGAUGUCACAAGAUACCUACUUUUUAUCCGAAGAUAAUCCUAAGCAUUCGUUUAUUUCAGAAUUAAAUCAUUUCAAUUGGGAAAUUCUUUCAAGUCUUGAUAUGUCAAAAAUGUAUUCUGAUAUAAUAAACAUUAUUCAAUCGGCUCCAGAUGCUUAUUCAGUUGAUUUGAAUAGAAAAUUUAGAUGCUUCAUAAUAGAAGGCUUUUUAAUUUAUAAUUAUAAACCUAUAGCACAAUUAUGUAAACAAAAGUAUUUUAUAGAAAUAAGCAAAGAAACGUGUAGUAAUAGAAGAAAAACUCGAGUAUACAAUCCUCCAGACGUUCCUGAGUAUUUCAAUAAAAUUGUUUGGCCUGAAUAUUUAAAACAUAAAUCUGAAAUUAUCUUAGAUACAAACUUAUAUAAAACUAUAACAUUUCUUGAUGGAAAUAAAAGUCUAAAUGAAUUGUAUGAUGUAAUAAAACAUGAAAUUGAA
Messenger RNA from Ceratosolen solmsi marchali, 714 nucleotides. It is a transcript of the gene Nrk1, whose product is annotated as nicotinamide riboside kinase. The transcript has a single exon. The annotation marks the transcript as partial. The record is from RefSeq and is a predicted model, not a curated record. Lineage: Eukaryota; Metazoa; Arthropoda; Insecta; Hymenoptera; Agaonidae.